UUGACAGCUGUUAUUCAGUAGGUAUUUUUGCAUGGUGGACAACGUGUUUUCGGCAAUAAAAUUGUAGUGAUAAUAAUAUAAAUAAUAACGAAACUAAUAGGAAAUAUUUAAUCUCUUUCCUUGACAGCAAAGUUUUCUUUCUUUGGAAGUAAAAUAUUUAUAUAUUUUAGUAUAACCUCUCGGUAAAAGAUGCAGUAAGGCGUUUUAAAUCAAUUUAUAAAAAUAUUAUACGAAAUAAAAAUGUAUGAAGACCCAGAAUAUUUUUCUGACAUCCUUGAACCGAGGAGGGAGCAGACUGGAAUAUUAAGUUUUAUGACACGCAGUUGGAAGCCACUGAAGACAAUGGAAUUUGAAAGAAAUUGCUCUCCUCAAGACUUGAAGGAAAUCGUAUCCAAAUCGGGUUACUUGGAUGCGUUAAUAGAAGCGGAGAGUGCGAAAACUGGAGCCAGCAAAGAAAAACUACACAAAGAAGUGAAUGACUUCCUUGAGGAAAUGGGCAUGGAUAAAAAAAUGCAUGUGAUCCGAUGGAUGGGCAUCAUCUUCUUGAAAAUAUCAUUUAUGAUGAAGAUCAAAAUGUUUGUCAGCCAACCGCAAGUUACAAAGCUAAAAGAAAUUAUGGGCUCAAACCCUGUUAUCUUCCUGCCGACACACCGCAGCUAUGCUGAUUUUUGUUUGAUGACAUACCUCUGCUACCAUUAUGACAUUGAACUCCCAGCCGUUGCUGCAGGAAUGGAUUUCUACUCGAUGGCGGUGUUGGGUCGUCGCAUGCGGGAAACGGGAGCUUUCUAUAUCAGACGGACUCUGGCCGGCGCGCCACUGUACGCGGCCACGUUGAAGCAGUACGUGCGCACUCUGGUCUCCAAGCAAGGCGCGCCCGUCGAGUUCUUCCUCGAAGGCACCAGGAGCAGAAGCAACAAAAGCUUACCGCCCAAGUAUGGGAUGCUCUCUAUGGUGUUGAUGCCGUACUUUGCUCGCGAGGUGCCCGACAUCACGCUUGUGCCCGUCAGCAUUAACUACGAGCGACUGAUGGAGGACAAACUCUUCGCGUAUGAGCACAUUGGGGUGCCCAAGCCGAAGGAAUCUACUGGGGGUUUCCUAAAAGCCUUGAAGAGUUUGAACGACAAUUUCGGAGACAUAUACAUAAACUUAGCCGAGCCAAUAUCGCUCCGAAGCUACCUUGAUGACGACGUCCAACCUCGCUCGGGUGAGGAUCUCAAGCCGGUAGACAUGCAGCAACUGACAGCAGACCAGUUCAAGCAAGUGCAGGACUUGGCAGAGGAUAUGAUAACGCUCCAAGACGCGUACACAGUGGUGAAUGUUUCGAACCUAGUGGCGAUGACGCUGAUGCAAUGUCUGAUGGUGAAUCAAACCAUGUCGUUCGAAGAUGUAUGCGAAGAAGCCCAGUUUAUAGCGACAGUGUUGUUGGCUCGUGGCGCGGCGGUGUUCGCGAAGGACUACACGAAGAGUGUCGAGAAGGUGUUGUUGGUGCAUCGCAGGCUGAUGCGGCUCGACCAGAACAAACACCUGAGGCUCCUCACCGAGCCGCUCAUGGACGUGUCCGACGAUAUGAAGGCCAAGAUGAAAGGUUACAUAUUUGACGCGGAGACGUUGUCGUACGCGUUGCCAGUGAUCCAACUGCAGUUGUAUGUGAACCCCGGAAUACCCUGCCUGAUGAUGUCAGCCAUCUUGUACCUCAUAGCUUGCAGGGGACCAAUAAAUGAAUGCCAACUGGCUUCAGAAUUUCUGAUGACACGAAAGCUCUUGCGUUACGAAUUCUUUUACACACACAAAACUCUUAGAGACACAUACCACGAGGAGCUGGAUUAUUGCCUGCGUCAAAAAGUGAUAGUACGCACCGACGCUGGCUACACGACGGAGGGCGGCAAUAAGAAGCUUCAGCUGUUGUUCCGCUGGGUGGCGUGCCCCGCGCUCGCCACACUCAAGGCGUGCAUUCAAACUAUGCUCGCGAAAAAUGUUUGCGAGCACAAGCAGGCGUUGAAACUGAUCCAGCAGAGAUUGCUGUCAGUCUUCAGCCAUCCUUACAGCUUGAGUCUGGAGGCGACGGCGAACUGUCUACAAGGACUCACGGCGUAUGGAGCUCUGGAGAAAGAAAAAAAUCAAGUGUUGACAUACAAGGCUGUGCCUGACAUCUUAGAAAUGUGCCAUAAUACGAUCAGCAAAUUACUGCCUGAAUUCAGAUUCACUCACAACGGAGUUGUAAUGAUGGAAGAGAAGACAAUCUCUCGACUAUAAAGUAUUAUUUAUUUAUUUUGUGAUUUCCCUUGGACUUACUUUGUGAGCUGGAAAUCAUCUGAAGCAAUCCUUCUUAAGUUCCGAAGUCUGGUGUUUAAGAAAUUUGUUUUUUUUUUUAUUGUAUAUUUAUGAGAAAUCCUCAUGUUCAAACAAAGGCCAAAUUCGCAAAGUAUACAUUAGUUUAAGAUUCAUUAAGUUAUUUAUUACAUGUGCUUCUAGUGGUUUGUGUGAAGGUACUAAUAUUUAAAUUAGUCCAAACAAUCCCCAUUUUUAUCUGUAAAUUAUGUCAUUCUAAAAUGGCAUCUAGUAUUUCGUUACAACAGUAUUUCCUUAUAAAAUAAUAUAGAAUUACCACAUACAAAUACUAUAGAAAUUGUAUAAGUAGUGGACAGGUACCGUUAUAGACUAAGCCCCUUAUUGAUAGACGUUAUUUAUCUAAGGACGGAGCAUUGCUGUGAUAACAAAUCUGUUUCUCAGCUUUGUUUAUCUGACAGCCAACUAGAUCCAAGUUGUAUCUCAAUAUUAGCCAAUCACAACGGCCCUAUGUCUAUGCACUGCGAAGGCUGCCAUGCCAUCAGCACUGAGAAACAGACUUUCUAUCACAAUGCUCCAUCCUUAGAUAAAAAAACAUCUAUAAAUAAAGGGGUUAUUUUAUUUAAUUUCCAAAAAAAAUAGUAAGAAAGAGAGGUAAGAUAUAAAUGUAUCAGUCAGAAUUUUUGUUUAUAUGUAAAUAGUAAAGGUAGAAACCUGGAAACAAAAAUAAAGCUACGACGUUUUUAACACAAAAUCAGCAUAAAAUUAUCGACACAACGAAUAACAAGUAACAAAUACAAUGUACAUCACUCAGAUUGAACACUGUUCACUAAACUGUAUAUACUCCGCAAGAGACGAUUAUUUAAUUAAUGAAAAUAAACUCAGUAGAGUAUCUAGUUGUUUGAAUUAAAUAAGGGAUACUAAAAACCAGAAUUGUGCA
Messenger RNA from Manduca sexta (tobacco hornworm), 3226 nucleotides. It is a transcript of the gene Dhap-at, whose product is annotated as dihydroxyacetone phosphate acyltransferase. The coding region runs from base 241 to 2253 and encodes 670 amino acids. Gene Ontology annotation, biological process: ether lipid biosynthetic process. The record is from RefSeq and is a predicted model, not a curated record. The transcript is spliced from 11 exons. Lineage: Eukaryota; Metazoa; Arthropoda; Insecta; Lepidoptera; Sphingidae. Gene Ontology annotation, cellular component: peroxisomal membrane; mitochondrial membrane. Gene Ontology annotation, molecular function: glycerone-phosphate O-acyltransferase activity.